This is a messenger RNA of Vigna umbellata (rice bean), 1999 nucleotides long. Its product is annotated as L-ascorbate oxidase homolog. NCBI's taxonomy places the organism in Eukaryota, Viridiplantae, Streptophyta, Magnoliopsida, Fabales, Fabaceae. The record is from RefSeq and is a predicted model, not a curated record. Gene Ontology annotation, molecular function: oxidoreductase activity; copper ion binding.
UUUUACCCUUUACGGCUAUAAUGAUUUGAGAGAAGCCGUGUUUCUUCUCUCUCUGUCCCGCACUUCAGUUUAAAUGUGAAUCCAUCCCUGCUCACUCCAUUCCUCUCUCUCUCUCUCUCUCUCUCUCUCUCUCUCUCUCUCUCGUGUUGAAGAUGUCGCUCAACAUGGCGGUUCUGCUGUGUUUUUCUCUCUUUGCCAUGGCUGCUGUGGCUGAAGAUCCCUACAGGUUCUUCAGCUGGAAUGUUACCUACGGAGACAUUUAUCCACUUGGUGUUCGUCAACAGGGAAUACUUAUCAACGGUCAAUUCCCAGGUCCAGACAUUCAUUCUGUUACCAACGACAACCUCAUCAUCAAUGUCUUCAACAGCUUGGACCGACCCUUCCUCCUAUCCUGGAACGGGGUGCAGCAGAGGAGGAACUCUUUCGAAGACGGGGUUUCGGGAACAACGUGUCCCAUUCCUCCAGGAGGGAACUUCACAUACAUACUUCAGGUGAAGGAUCAGAUUGGAAGCUUCUACUAUUUCCCAUCUCUUGCAUUCCACAAAGCUGCCGGUGGAUUUGGAGGUAUUAGGAUUUUGAGCAGACCCAGAAUUCCGGUCCCUUUCGACGAUCCCGCCGGUGAUUACACUGUCCUCAUCGGAGAUUGGUACAAAUUCAACCACACGGAUUUGCAGGCUAUUCUUGAUAGAGGUAGCAGGCUGCCUUUCCCUGAUGGAAUCCUCAUCAAUGGUCGUGGCUCUAACGGAGCAUCUUUCAAUGUGGAACAAGGAAAGACGUACAGGCUGAGAAUAUCAAAUGUGGGGUUGGAAAAUUCCCUGAAUUUCCGCAUACAGAACCACAAUUUAAAGCUGGUAGAAGUGGAAGGAACGCACACGGUUCAAACAACCUACUCAUCUCUUGACGUGCACGUGGGCCAGUCUUACUCUGUUCUGGUCACUGCGGAUCAACCUGCUAAGGACUAUUACAUCGUGGUCUCUUCUCGAUUUACAUCUACAGUCCUCACCUCCACUGCCAUUCUUCGCUACAGCAACUCCGCAGGCCCAGUAUCCGGCCCACCCCCUGGUGGACCUACCAUUCAGAUUGAUUGGUCUCUCAACCAGGCCCGCUCCAUCAGGACGAACCUGACAGCAAGUGGACCAAGGCCGAACCCGCAAGGGUCGUACCACUACGGUCUGAUAAACACGACGAGGACCAUCAUACUGUCUGGUUCAGCUGGUAUAGUGAAUGGCAAACAGAGAUACGGAAUCAACAGCGUGUCUUACGUUGCUCCGGACACUCCUCUGAAGCUCGCAGACUACUUCAAAAUCCAAGGUGUUUUCCGUGUCGGAAGCAUUUCUGACAGGCCCACUGGAGGUGGCAUUUACCUUGACACAUCUGUUUUGCAAACCGACUACAGAGCAUUUGUGGAGAUUGUCCUCCAAAACGACGAAGACGUCAUUCAGAGCUACCAUCUCGAUGGCUACUCUUUCUUUGUGGUUGGUAUGGACGGAGGACAGUGGACGACUGCUAGCAGGAACGAGUACAAUCUUCGAGAUGCAGUUUCGCGGAGCACCACUCAGGUAUAUCCCAAGUCAUGGACUGCUAUCUAUAUUGCGCUUGACAAUGUGGGAAUGUGGAACUUGAGAUCUGAAUUUUGGGCACGGCAAUACCUUGGCCAACAGUUUUACAUGCGCGUUUAUACAACAUCAACCUCAAUCAGAGAUGAAUAUCCUGUUCCAAAGAAUGCACUGCUGUGUGGUAGAGCAAGUGGGAGACACACUCGACCCCUCUGAGCUGCCAAUAUCAAAAGCAGUUUACUUUUCUCCUUCUCAUUUUUCAAUUUAUUUGUUUCGGUAAUUUAUGCUAUUAUUGAUGGUAUGAUUACGACGGACAUGUUUGAUUUGAGCCACAGGUGACCCCAGCUCGAGGUCGCGUUAAUUCUUUUCCAGAAAAAAAAAACAAUAUUUUAUUCUAUUGUAAUUUUCCGAAAUUUACUGUUUUUAUUGCAUAUUAAUGUUGG